GGAUAACUUAGAUCAUCCCAAUGAGAAUAGUCAGAAUCAUAGCUAUCAGCAAGAAUCAGAAGAAUUGAGUCAGGAAGAGUCAAAGUUAGAGGAGAGUAAAGAAGCAACUUCAAUGUCAAAAUCUCAAAGUGGAGGUGAAAAAGAAAAUCAUAAUGAUCAGAGUGUUGAGAAGUCUGAGGAAGAAAAAGGAAAUAGCUGGAAUAUGAAUUUUAUAAUUAAUGAAUGCAUUAGAAGUCUAGUCCAAGUUUGCGAUGAUAAACACAAAGAGCAAAUGCUAAAACUUAAAAAUAUCAGAGAAACCCUUAUAAAUAAAAAGAAAGAAUGAGAAGUUUAUAAACUCUUCGAAGAUUUCAGAACAGUAUUUGAAGAUGAAAUAAAAAGAUCAAAAUCAAGUACAUUAAAAAGAACACCCCUAAAAACUGCUAAUCACCCAACCUCCUCCUCCAACCCCCCUUAAUUCCUAACUCCCACCACUAAACCUCAUUUCUCAAUUUCUAC
This is a messenger RNA of Moneuplotes crassus, 498 nucleotides long. NCBI's taxonomy places the organism in Eukaryota, Ciliophora, Spirotrichea, Euplotida, Euplotidae. The record is from the annotation of a GenBank genome assembly.